AUGGACAGCAGACCCACCACAUUGCCCAGCACCGCUACAUCGCAAGCGUCCAGACAAGGCGAAGAUGCCUGCACAAUCUGCCUCGAGCGUAUUUCCGAGCGUGCUGUGGCGACACCCUGCAACCACCUGACGUUUGACUUCCUCUGUCUAGUCUCGUGGCUUCAAGAGAAUUCCACCUGUCCACUUUGCAAAGCCGAAGUGAGAGAAGUGCAAUAUGACUGGAGAAGCCCAGAAGACUUCAAGACGUACCAUGUGCCGACAAAGAAGGAAGAAUCUGUGAGACCAUCAAAUGCUUUCAGACCACACCAGCCAUAUCGCAGGCGUGUACAACCAAGGAGACCCAUUACAUGUCCCAUCGGCCCGCCUGCAGAUGACAUUCUCGAACGAAGACGAAGAGUCUAUAGAGAAGUUUUAUACAGCCUCCAUAUUGGCGGAAAUCGCAUCAACCAAUAUACGAAUUUCACGCAGAUUGACUUUCUCACCUCUGAUGAGCUCCAGAACAAAGCCAAAAUGUUCCUCCGAAGAGAGCUCAAAGUCUUUGAUUUCUUGGAUAAUAAUCCUCGAGCCAGCAGUCGUGACUUUUUGAUCGUUUACAUUGUCUUUGUGCUCAAGAGUCAUGAGCUGAGGGGCGCGGAUGGACGGGCAGAGGAUCUCGUAUCAGAGUUUCUAGGACGGGACAACGCGAAAUUGUUGCUACAUGAAAUGGAAAGUUGGUUGAGGAGUCCUUAUAUCAAUUUGGCCGACUGGGAUACAGAGGUGCAAUAUCCACCACCGGUGGUCCAUGGACCAGACCGACGGAACAAGAGGCGCGUGGGGUGA
Molecule: messenger RNA, 819 nt
Organism: Sphaerulina musiva SO2202
Lineage: Eukaryota; Fungi; Ascomycota; Dothideomycetes; Mycosphaerellales; Mycosphaerellaceae
Exons: 1
Coding region: 1-819 (272 amino acids)
Biological process (GO): protein polyubiquitination; protein monoubiquitination
Molecular function (GO): ubiquitin protein ligase activity
Source: RefSeq, a predicted model, not a curated record